This is a messenger RNA of Anarrhichthys ocellatus (wolf-eel), 1205 nucleotides long. Its product is annotated as jerky protein homolog-like. Gene Ontology annotation, cellular component: nucleus. Gene Ontology annotation, molecular function: DNA binding. NCBI's taxonomy places the organism in Eukaryota, Metazoa, Chordata, Actinopteri, Perciformes, Anarhichadidae. The annotation marks the transcript as partial. The record is from RefSeq and is a predicted model, not a curated record. The transcript has 2 exons.
AGUUUUUUUUCCUUUACAGGAGGAUCAAGAAAAUAAGAGAUGUAUAUAGAAAUUGUAAAUCUGCAAUGGUUUAAGAUGCCAAACAUGCGGCAAGUCAGGAAGAGGGAGAGGAAGACGAGGAAGUGGACCCAGGAGGCCAUGGCAGAGGCCCUACAGGAGGUGAAAGCAGGCAGGCUUUCUCUACGGCAGGCAGCCCAGCAGUUUGGGGUCCCUAAGUCCAGCCUGAGUGACCGGGUCAGUGGAAGGGUGUCCUCUGACUGUGUCUAUGGUCAGAGGACACUCCUCACCCUUGAAGAUGAGGAUUCCCUGGUGGAGUACGGUUUGUAUUCUGACAGUCACGGGUUUCCACUGACGAAGCCUCAGGUCCUGGCCCACGCUCUGGCCAUUUACAACCUCCGCCACCGGGAAGCACAAAGAACCGUGCUUGGCCAGACGUGGUGGAUAAACUUCCGGGAGCGGCAACACCAUCGCCUUACUUCCCGGACCCCAGACAUCAUUGACCGUGGGAGGGCAUCCUGUGCCAAGAGGGGGCCAAUUGAGGAGUAUUUCGGGCUCCUCACCACCACCCUGGAGGAGCACGGGUUGAGGGAGAAACCACGUCAGAUAUACAACUGCGACGAGACGGGGUUUCAGCUGGACUCUACAAGAAGGAAGGUCAUCGUGCCCCGGGGGACUAAACAUGCUUACAGGCAGGCCCAGGGAACCAGAGACCACAUCACCGUCCUGGCCUGCCUCAACGUGGCUGGGGAGGAUGUCCCCACAUUCAUCGUCUACAAGGGGGGAUAUCCAGGGGGCCCCUAUAACAAGGAACGGGUUCCCGAUGCCCUCUACGGGAAGUCGCCAGCAGGGUACAUUGACAGUGAGCUGUUUAGGAAGUGGUUUGUCGGGCAUUUCCUGAAGUUCGCCGUGCAGGAGCGCCCGCUGCUGCUCAUCAUGGACGGACAUCAAUCCCACCUGGAUCCAGAGCUGGUCCGGGCGGCACAGAGGGAGGGGGGGGUCAUUCUCUUGUGCCUGCCACCACAUACGUCUCACAUCCUUCAACCUCUGGAUGUGAGUUUCUUCGGACCCUUGAAGGCAGAUUUCUCUGGUGUUACAGGAGAUCUGUUGGCAGUGAGCCACUCCUUCUUGGUUUCUAAGAAGGAGUUUUCAAGGCUCCUAAGAGACUCUUACCAGAGGGUGAAGGAUCGGAGACUGGUGGUGGCUGG